Molecule: messenger RNA, 3622 nt
Organism: Entelurus aequoreus (snake pipefish)
Lineage: Eukaryota; Metazoa; Chordata; Actinopteri; Syngnathiformes; Syngnathidae
Gene: atl2
Product: atlastin GTPase 2
Exons: 14
Coding region: 16-1950 (644 amino acids)
Biological process (GO): endoplasmic reticulum organization; protein homooligomerization
Molecular function (GO): GTP binding; GTPase activity
Source: RefSeq, a predicted model, not a curated record
AGCAGACUUUCCAAGAUGGCGGAGGUGCGCGGGCUUAGGAGCAGGAAGCACUUGGAGCACAAAUGUGACGUCAUCGACUGUGAUGUUAGCGCGGCUGCUAGCAGACUCUCCAAGAUGGCGGAGGUGCGCGGGCUGAGGAGCAGGAGUCACUUGGAGCCCGACUGCAGGAGCCGAGUCGCCGACCAAGACUCAAGAGUCAAAGAUGUCCCUAUUGCGCAACAUAUUGGGAGGUCUCCAGCAAGACCCGAGGACCUGGACGAUGACUUGCUUCGUAGGGAGAUGAAUGACAAGUGGGGAAUAGCGGCCAGCCUCACCCCCUCAGCAGAAGAAGACAUUCAGGAUUUACAGGUGGAAGAGGAGGCCAAGGCCCAACCUGUCCAGAUCCUCCUGGCCAAUGAGGACCAGCAUAGCUUUGAGCUGGAUGCCGCCGCCCUGGAGAGAAUCCUGCUGCAGGACCAUGUGAAGGACCUCAACGUGGUGGUGGUGUCAGUGGCCGGUGCCUUCCGCAAAGGCAAAUCCUUCCUGCUGGACUUCAUGCUGCGCUACAUGCACAACCAGCAAAGUGAAGCGUGGAUCGGCGGCGACGAGGAGCCCUUGACCGGCUUCACCUGGAGAGGAGGAUGCGAGAGGGAGACCACAGGGAUUCAGGUCUGGAGCGAAGUCUUUGUGGUGGACAGGCCGGACGGCAGCCAAGUGGCCGUCCUCCUGGUGGACACCCAGGGAGCCUUCGACAGCCAGUCCACCAUCAAGGACUGUGCCACAGUGUUUGCCCUCAGCACCAUGACCAGCUCCAUGCAGGUGUACAAUCUCUCGCAGAACAUUCAAGAGGACGACCUUCAGCAUCUUCAGCUGUUCACGGAGUAUGGCCGCCUCGCCAUGGAGGAGAUCUACUUGAAACCUUUCCAGUCCCUGAUGUUUCUGAUUCGUGACUGGAGUUUCCCCUACGAACACAACUACGGCCUGGAAGGAGGCUACGACUUUCUUGAAAAACGUCUUCAGGUCAAGCAGCACCAACACCAGGAGUUGCAGAACGUCCGCAAGCACAUCCACUCCUGCUUCUCCAACAUCGGCUGCUUCCUGCUGCCUCACCCUGGCCUCAAGGUGUCCACCAACCCUUACUUUGACGGUCGGCUCAGAGAAAUCGACGGGGACUUCAAGGAGCAGUUGUCCCAGCUGGUGCCUCUCCUCCUGGCGCCGGAGCGACUUGUGGAGAAGGAGAUCGGAGGCAGCAAGGUCACAUGUCGAGAUCUUGUGGAGUACUUCAAGGCUUACAUAAAGAUCUACCAGGGCGAGGAGCUGCCUCAUCCAAAGUCCAUGCUGCAGGCCACGGCUGAAGCAAACAAUCUGACUGCUGUAGCAGGAGCCAAAGACAUGUACAGCAAGAACAUGGAACAGGUGUGUGGCGGCGACCAGCCCUACAUGGCCCCUGCUGAUCUGGAGCGCUGCCAUGAGGAGUUCCGUGAGAACUCUGUGCGCUACUUCCGCUCGGUGAAGAAGAUGGGCGGCGAGGAGUUCUGCCAGCGCUACCAGAGCCAGCUGGAGGCGGAGCUGGACGAGGCCUUGGGCAGCUUCUGCAAGCACAACGAGGGCAAGAACAUCUUCUACGCCGCCCGCACGCCCGCCACUCUCUUCGCCGUCAUGUUAGUGGCCUACGUGGUGUCGGGCGUCACGGGCUUGCUGGGCCUGAGCACGCUGGCGACGCUGGCCAACCUGCUCAUGGGCCUGGCACUGAUGUCCCUCUGCGUCUGGGCCUACGUCAAGUAUUCUGGAGAGUUCCGAGAGGUGGGGACGAUUAUAGACCUGGUGGCGGAGACGCUGUGGGAACAGGUGGUCAAGCCGCUGAGUGAACAUUACGUGGAAGACAAGGUGAGGCAGACGGUGGUCAACUCUCUGAAAGCCAGCCUGACAGAAGGCAGCUCGCAGCAACACGCCAAGUUAAAGACGCACUGACGCACUUCCUGUCAACAACAACAACACCAAAGCUGACCUCCCUCGCUGUGGCCUUUUGCCAAAACCACAACAUCAUGCCUUCCACUCUUUCACAGCGUUCUUGGUUUAGAAGCACAAUCAGGAAGUUAGAAUGUGAAUUGUUUGGACAGUAUUAUUAAGAAUCACUUGUAAAAAUAGGAAGUGUCAAUCAAACUGUUACAAGCCGCCAUAUUUCUUUCAUUUUUCACAGCAGAGUGCUAAAAUAGGCGCUAAUAACCUUUAAUGUCGGACUUAACAUCUUUACUACUUAGUUGACUUCUUCAUGGAAACACUGACUUUUGACCAUUUCAUUUAGCUUAAAGACAAAACUAAAUUAGCUUAGCGUGAAGGCUAACCUUUUUUCAUCAAGUUUAGUCGCAAAAGAUCUUUUUGGCUUCAUAAAAUGAUUAUAGGUAUAAAAUUGUUGAAGCGAAAGCAGGCUAUUGGUUUAGUGUGGUGGUCUUUAGGAGCCGUUUAAUGCUAGCAGUUGCUAAUCAAAACUCAUUUGCUCCAGUCUUCAACCCAAAAAAGUUUUAUUUUUAACACAAAUUUUAUGUUACGUGAACACUAUUUUUGUGCUUUAAUCAUCACACUUGUUUAACAUCUAUAGUACUUAAAGCAACAUAGAAAUACCUAUUGCUGACUUGACAGUUUAGCUUGCUGUUAGCGUGAAGGCUAAACAAAAUGAUCUUAGCUUAGCUAUCUUAGGCUAACGUCCAAAUGCCAUUUCUCGCUUCAAAAAAAGGUUUAUAGGUACAAAAUUGUGUUUAAAAGCAGACUAUGACGUUAUGUGGUACAAUUGGUGAUCUUUAAGUGCUGCCUCACGCUAAUGUUUGCUACAUCUGGUCUCCAUGCUAAUCAAAGCUCAUUCCCAUGCCUGUUAACUUUUCACCCCCAUAACAAUGUUUGUUUUCUAAAAAAGAAAUGUCUAACUCAACGAAAACAACGUGAAGACUAUUUUCUCCCUUUAGUCGUCGCACUUUAACAUCUAUAAUGCAAAGUUUGUAUACUUUAUAGAAACGCCUUGACAAAUUAGCUUAGCUUGAAGGCUAACCUUUUUUUUUUUUUUUAUGACUCGUUACGUCUAAAGUUCAGUUCAAAUGUCAGUUCUUGCUUCAUAAAAUGGUUUAUAGGUAAUUGCUUGUUUAAAAGCAGACUAUGUGGUAGAAUUGGUAAGCUUUAAGUGCUGCCUCAAGCUAGCACUUGCUACUUCGUCUCCCUGCUCAACAAAGCAAAUGAACCCAAGACUCCAACUAAACACCUUUGAACUCUGUAGCCCCCGAAAAACGGUUUAUUCCUUAAAAGUCAGACGUCAACAUGGACUAUUUUCGCCCACUCGUUUGAUUCUCAGGAUCUAUUAGACUAAGGUUGUGAUGAUGUCACUCCGUUUAUUCCCUUCUCCGUGACUGCAGGUGGAACUUGGAUUUUGAAAUAGCCUUUGUAUGCGUUUUAGAGCCAAUCGAGGUUUGUUUGGGGUCAAUUAAACCGCGUUGCUGUAGCUAAGUUUCUUUGGAACUGUUCAUAGCCGCGUCCUGUUUGGGAGGACGAUAGAAACGUGAUUAUCAGGUUGAUUUGUGUGGAAAAUGCCUGUCCACCUUUUUAAAACAUUUGUGGUAAUUUAUUUUUGAAUAAAGCAUUUACCUUAAGAAUAAAA